Ruditapes philippinarum (Manila clam) is the source of this 745-nucleotide messenger RNA. Its product is annotated as fumarylacetoacetate hydrolase domain-containing protein 2-like. NCBI's taxonomy places the organism in Eukaryota, Metazoa, Mollusca, Bivalvia, Venerida, Veneridae. Gene Ontology annotation, molecular function: hydro-lyase activity. The record is from RefSeq and is a predicted model, not a curated record. The transcript is spliced from 2 exons. The annotation marks the transcript as partial.
UAAAAUGUCACGAUUGUCCAAACGUGUUCAAACGGAACACCGUAGAAAGUCGAAAAGCAAUAUAUAGUAUCGUGUUGCAGGCAGAGUUUUUGACCUUUCGGCUUUCAAAUGCUUAAGUUCGAAGCCAUGAAAAAUCAUGGCGAUUACAACGCAUUUCAUAUGUGGUGAGUUUUUACCCUUCGAUCGAUUGCCUCUUCCCCCUUGUUGGUCAUACGAAAACCAUAAAUUAGAGAAGUCGACCACCAUAGUCCUAAUUUGCUGUUUAAUAUUCACGCUAGUGUAGAUCUCUUAUCUCAAUGUUUAAUAGAUUAUGUAAAUUCACAAUUGAGUUAUUUUAGUAGUAGUAUUUAGAUGUGCGUCAAUAAAAAUGCGACUAGUGCAGUUUUUACAAGAUGGAGAACAAUUUCUUGGAUUGGAACUUAAAAAGUCAGGGGAUAUUAUCAAUUUAAACGCAGCAGAUGCAUCGAUACCACGUGAUAUGAGGAUAUUUAUAGAAGGUGGUGCAGACGUUUUAGAACGGGCACUAAGUGCUUCAAACAGAACAGACUGCUUGGUAAUGAGGGAUAGGAUAAGGUUGCUUGCCCCAAUUACUUCUUGUGAGAAGGUCUUGUGUAUUGGCAUGAACUAUAGAGACCAUUGUAAGGAGCUAAAUUUUCCUAUUCCAAGAGAACCUGUGGUGUUCAACAAGUUCCCAAGCUGUGUAAUUGGGCCAGAAGAUUCUUUGAAAUACCCUGGAUACACAGAG